CCGAAAUGUCAAAUGUCAAAAAUCAUGAGCCCGUGUUGUGCUUUUUGUAAAAACAAUGUUAUUUUAUGAUUUUUAAACGAUCUUAUAAAUAAUUUCUAAUUCAUUCUAACUUUUAAAGACAAGACAAUUACUGGAAAAGUGUAAAUGAAAGUCGUACGAUGUGAAUCUCGUGUUUUCCCACGUGUGCUUUUACACGUAUUGUUUGGCGAAAUAAUUCCGUUAUUAGAUUGUUUAGUAAAAUUUUAAUGAAAUUUAUUAGUUGAUAGUUUUAUAAGUAGUUAGAAUUUCUAUAAGAGGCUAUACAAUGCUCGUAACAGAACCAAAUAGGAAUAGGCAAGCAAAUAGAUGUUCGAUUAUAAAGAUAAUGGAACAAAGGAAACACCCAUAUUUUUAUCAAAAACCGAAAGAAAAAUAUGAAAAAUCUCUUUCUAUUGUACAUAAAAUGAAAGAUACGGUGAAGUUAAAAUCGAAAGAAAGUACAGUAAAAUUACGAGAUGAUGUAGUUGAGGAAAUAAUAAAACGUCCCAAAAUAGCUAUAACUACUUCGAAACUCCCAAGUGAAAGACUGCUUUUAUUUAUUAAGGAACUUAGGUUAAUUUUUCCAAAUAGUUAUUGUCUGACUCGGGAUGGAAACAUGAUGUCUGAAAUGAUGAGAAAAUGUAAAGUGGAUGGAUUCACAGACCUCAUUGUGGUACAUGAAUAUAUGGAGGUUCCUGAUAGUUUGGUUAUAUGCCAUUUGCCGUAUGGACUGACAACAUCAUUCACAUUAUCAGGAGUCAUAAUGCACAGCGACAUGCCCGUCGUGGCACAAAUGAGUGACCAGACCCCUCAUAUUGUGUUCAACAACUUCAGAUCAUUUCUAAGUAUGAAAAUAAUGAGCAUAUUACAAUAUUUACUGCCUGAUACAAAUAUGGACUCUCAAAGAGUUAUUACGUUUACACACGAGGACGGCUACAUCAGUUUCAGACAGCAUACUCACAAACAGGACGGUGACCACGUAAAACGUAGAGAGUCCGGUCCACGUUUUCAAUUGAAACUCAUAGAAAUGAAAUUCGAAACCCCAGAAGCCUUGGAUGCUGCAGAUGAGGACUGGAUACUUCGCCCUUAUUUAAAUACAAACCAACAUUUGCGAAGGCUUGGAUAAAUAAAGACUUAUUAUAGACUGA
This is a messenger RNA of Aricia agestis (brown argus), 1166 nucleotides long. RefSeq names its product U3 small nucleolar ribonucleoprotein protein IMP4-like. Gene Ontology annotation, cellular component: nucleolus; Mpp10 complex; small-subunit processome. Gene Ontology annotation, biological process: rRNA processing. Gene Ontology annotation, molecular function: rRNA primary transcript binding; snoRNA binding. The transcript is spliced from 6 exons. The coding region runs from base 305 to 1144 and encodes 279 amino acids. The record is from RefSeq and is a predicted model, not a curated record. NCBI's taxonomy places the organism in Eukaryota, Metazoa, Arthropoda, Insecta, Lepidoptera, Lycaenidae.